AUGGCCCGCUCCGGCGGUUUCGAUGAGCGUCCAGCUUCCGCGAUGUCUGAUGCUUCUUCUAAUGAGUCGGAGAAAGACGACAUGUGGUCAUCCAUGCUGUCCUCUGUUGCUUCUUCGAAAAGGCUACCUCAAAAGUCCAUCCUGGUUUUAGGAGGAUCAGCCGAUGGCCAAAAAGAGUUUGUUGAAUCCUUAGGUGUUGGUGGGGCAGGAUCCGGAGGUGGACACAGGAAGGCCGAUAAAAGACCACCAAUUGCAAACGCGUUUGCCCUCGGAUACACUUAUCUGGACGUCCUGGAUUCUGACCACGAAGAUGUGCUUGCCCGGCUCGGAGUAUACCUGAUCUCGGAACCGACACCAUCAUUCAUCCCGCUUCUACGUCCCCUGUUUACCGCCGCAACCCUCCCAGAAACCCUCAUAGUCAUUUUGCUUGAUUGGUCCAAACCUUGGGAUUGGACGCGGGAGAUAAAAACCUGGGUUCGGCUAGUUCGAGGUAUCUUUACUAGCUUGGAUGACGAUUGCAGGAGGACCUUAGAUGAAGUUACACAUGCCUGGGAAACCAGAAGAAGCACACAUACUGAUUCUGGGGGCGCUGGGGUUGGGGAAGUAACAAUCCCUCUUGGGCCGGGAGAGUUUGAUGAACCCAUCGGUUUACCAUUAUGCGUGGCCGACAAAAUUGAAGUGUUAGAAAGGGAACGUGGUUGGAAGGAGGAAGAAUUCGACUUCGUUCUUCAAUUUCUGCGGACAAUUUUACUGAAGCAUGGAGCAUCAUUAAUUUACACUACACCUUCGGCGCCGUCUCCAAUCCGGCCGUUGAUAUUUUCGCUUCUCUCUAUCCCAUCGCCACAACGUCAACAAGUUCUUAAACACAAUGUAAUUGAGCGUGACAAAGUUCUUGUGCCCCCUCAUUGGGACUCAUGGGGCAAAAUUCGUGUUCUCAGAGAGGGCUUUGAUGUAGAGGGAAUAAACUCAGGAUGGAGUGUUGAUAUUUCACCGCACGUGGAAGAACCAGAGAGCGAAGGCGGAGCAGUAGAGGUUUACGAGGAUGUGAUCAAGGAAUCAAAACGCGGCGAGACGGAGGGAAUUGCACUGCUCAAUAAGAAUGGGGUUAAGGUUAUCGAAGUCACAGCAGUUGAUACCCAGGAAUUUCUCGCCACCCAACUAGAGGUCCUGGAAGCUAGAGCAGCCGAGGAAAAAGCAGCUCGGGGUGGCAAGGAAGACAAAAACAAUCAGAAUCAUGGAAGUGGUGAGAGGGUUAUCGAGCACGUUGGACCAGUGCAAUUUAAUGUUGGAGGAAUUCAGGUCGAUGCUGAAAACAUGUUGGAAAGAUUAAAAGAGAGAGAAGCUAGCAGGGCUUCGGAUAGGGAGCCUUCUUUGGCUAGUCAGGGUGGAGGCGAUGGCAAGAGUCAAAAUGAGGUUUUAUCAGCAUUUUUCAACUCUCUAAUGAAGAAGAAAGGCACACCUGCAAAGGGAGCCUCUCCAGGAUCAUGA
Molecule: messenger RNA, 1488 nt
Organism: Morchella sextelata
Lineage: Eukaryota; Fungi; Ascomycota; Pezizomycetes; Pezizales; Morchellaceae
Exons: 7
Coding region: 1-1488 (495 amino acids)
Biological process (GO): microtubule cytoskeleton organization; microtubule-based movement
Cellular component (GO): cytoplasmic dynein complex; centrosome
Molecular function (GO): dynein heavy chain binding
Source: RefSeq, a predicted model, not a curated record